CUCUUACUUGCACUGAUCUAAGAAGACACUACAAUCCCAAUUUCUCAAUCUCGAGAGAACCCACGAUAUCAAUUGGAGCGAAGUGAAAAACAAUAUCAACAAGCAUGGCAGCGUCGGCAGCAGCGAAGCAAGCCAUCCGGCGAGCACAGCUAUAUGUCCCCGGCUCCUCCACGCGCUUCCUCGAAAAAUCCCGCUCCAUCCCAGCAAUAGACUCAAUCUGCUACGACCUAGAAGACUCGGUAACACCCAGCCAAAAACCCUCCAGCCGCACCAACAUCCUAGAAAUCCUCAACCGCGCCCGAGCCCCAGGAAUCCGGGAACAAGCCGUGCGCAUCAACGCCGUAGACUCCGGCUACGCCCUCGACGACCUGACCGCAAUCCUGCCGGGAAAAAAUCUCGACUGCAUCGUCGUCCCCAAAGUCGAUGCCCCCAAAGAUCUGCACUUCGUCACAGACGUCCUGAAACAAAUCCUCCCCUCACGCCACGGCCCCGAAUCCCAAAAUCCAAUCAAAAUAAUCGCGUUGGUGGAAAGUGCGAGGAGUGUGAUGGAUCUCGAUACGAUUUGUAAAGCUUCCCCAUUCCUCUCCGGGCUCACCUUCGCGGCCGAAGAUUUCGCCAUGGACCUCUCGCUCACGCGCACGCCGAGUUUGCAUGAAUUCAUGUAUGCGCGCUCGGCGAUCGUGACGGCGGCGAGGGCGCAUAGUUUGCCUUCGGCGUUGGAUCUCGUGUCGACGACGUUUCGGGGGGAGGAAGGGAGGAGGCAGUUGAGGGAGGAGUGUGAGAAUGGGAAGAGGUUUGGGUUUAAUGGGAAACAGUGUAUUCAUCCGGAUCAGGUGGGGGUUGUGCAGGAGGUUUAUAGUCCGAGUGAGAAGGAGACGGAGUGGGCGGUUAGGGUUGUGCUUUGUGAUCGGAAAGCUGAUGCUCAGGGGCGAGGGGCGUGGACUUUGGAUGGGAAGAUGAUUGAUGUGCCGGUUGUGGGGAAGGCGAAGGGGAUUGUGGCGAAGGCGGAGGUUUGUGGGUUUGAUGUUCAAGCUUUGAUGGAGAAGUUCAAGGAUGAGGAGCCGCAAUAG
Messenger RNA from Pseudocercospora fijiensis CIRAD86, 1070 nucleotides. RefSeq lists its product as uncharacterized. The record is from RefSeq and is a predicted model, not a curated record. The coding region runs from base 105 to 1070 and encodes 321 amino acids. Gene Ontology annotation, molecular function: catalytic activity; magnesium ion binding. The transcript is spliced from 2 exons. NCBI's taxonomy places the organism in Eukaryota, Fungi, Ascomycota, Dothideomycetes, Mycosphaerellales, Mycosphaerellaceae. Gene Ontology annotation, biological process: oxaloacetate metabolic process.